ACAGUCGGAGAAACCCGUGGGCUGGGAAGUGGGUGCCCUGUGUGCUGCGCGGGGAGCGGAGAUGGGGGGACCAGGCGCGCCCUUUUCAGACUGCUGAACUCCAGAGUCCGGGGGAAAAAAUCAGGGAAGAAGUGGAAAGACACACCCCGCAGUGCCCGCGAAUUUCCCCAGGAACCGACGGUCGCCCAGGCAGACGCUGCCGAGAUGCGGGGUCCACGGCUCCUGACCGCCGCCCACCUGGUCUGCGUGUGGACCGCCGUGCUUGCCGCAGCCCCCGGGCCCAGGUUUCUGGUGACAGCCCCAGGGAUCAUCAGGCCUGGAGGAAAUGUGACUAUUGGGGUGCAGCUCCUGGAACACAGCCCCUCACAGGUCACCGUGAAGGCAGAGCUGGUCAAGGUGGCCGCAAACCUCACCACCUCUGUCCUGGAAGCAGAAGGAGUCUUUGAAAAAGGCUCUUUCAAGACACUUAUUCUUCCAUCAUUACCUCUGAACAGUGCAAAUGAGAUUUAUGAGCUACGUGUAACUGGACGUGCACAGGACGAAAUUUUAUUCUCUAAUAGUACAACCUUAUCAUUUGAAACCAAGAGUCUAACUGUCUUCAUUCAAACAGACAAACCCCUGUACAAGCCAAAGGAAGAAGUGAAGUUUCGUAUCGUUACACUCUUCUCAGAUUUUAAACCUUACAAAACCUCUUUAAACAUUCUAAUUAAGGACCCCAGGUCAAAUUUGAUUCAACAGUGGUUGUCAGAAAAAAGUGAUCUUGGAGUUGUUUCCAAAACUUUUCAGUUAUCUUCCCAUCCAAUACUUGGUGACUGGUCCAUUCAAGUUCAAGUGAACGACCAGACACAUUAUCAAUUAUUUCAGGUUUCAGAAUAUGUAUUACCAAAAUUUGAAGUUGCUUUGCAGACACCAUUAUAUUGUUCUUUGAAUUCUAAGAGUUUAAAUGGUACUGUCACAGCAAAGUAUACAUAUGGGAAACCAGUGAGAGGAGACGUAACACUUACAUUUUUACCUUUAUCUUUUUGGGGCAUGAAGAAAAAUAUUACAAAAAAAUUUAAGAUAAAUGGAUCUGCAAACUUCUCUUUUAAUGAUGAAGAGAUGAAAAAGGUAAUGGAUUUUUCGGAACGGCUUUCUGACCACAUGUCUCCAUCUUCCCCUGGGCCGGUAGAAAUUUUAGCCACAGUGACAGAAUCACUUACAGGCAUCUCAAGAAAUGCAAGUGCCAAUGUAUUUUUCAAACAAUUUGAUUACAUCAUUGACUUUUUUGAUUAUGCUACUGUCUUGAAGCCAUCUCUCAACUUCACAGCCUCGGUGAAGGUAACUCGUUCUGAUGGCAAGCAACUGACUCUUGAAGAAAGAAUAAAUAAUGUAGUCAUAAUGGUGACACAGAGAAACUCUACCGAGUAUGAGAGCAGAUGGAACAGUAGAAACCAGGAAGUAGAAGCUGUCCAGAUCAUAAAUUAUACUGUUCCCCAAAAUGGAAUCUUUAAGACUGAAUUCCCAAUCUUGGACAGUGCCACUCAGCUACAAUUGAAGGCCUUUUUUCUUAAUAGUGUGGGCAGCAUGACGGUUCAUGGUGUUUUUAAUUCUCCUAGUAAAACAUACAUCCAGCUAAAAACAAGAAAUGAAAAUAUAAAGGUGGGAUCACCUUUUGAGUUGGUGGUUAGAGGCAACAAGCAAUUGAAGGAGUUAAGCUACAUGGUAGUAUCCAGGGGACAGUUGGUGGCUGUAGGCAAAAAAAAUGCAACAACCUUCUCUUUAACACCAGAAAAUUCUUGGGCUCCAACAGCUUGUAUAAUUGUGUAUUAUGUUGAAGAUGAUGGAGAAAUUAUAAACGAUGUUCUAAAAAUUCCUGUUGAGCUUGUUUUUAAAAAUAAGGUAAACCUCUUUUGGGGUAGAGCUAGUGCUGAACCAGCUGAGAAAGUCUCUCUUAGGGUCUCUGUGACACAGCCGCACUCCGUAGUCGGGAUUGUAGCUGUUGACAAAAGCGUGACCCUGAUGAACGCCUCCAAUGACAUUACGAUGGAAAAUGUGGUCCAUGAGUUGGAACUUUAUAACACAGGAUAUUACUUAGGCAUGUUCAUGAAUUCUUUUGCAGUCUUUCAGGAAUGUGGCCUCUGGGUCCUGACAGAUGCAAGCCUUAUGGAGGACUACGUUGAUGGUGUUUAUGAAAGUGUAGCGUUUGCUGAGGACUACUUGGAGGAAAGUGACAGACACUUGGUAAAUUCGUAUGACUUUUCUUCAGUUGACAAUCCACGUGUCAGAAAAAAUUUUCCAGAGACUUGGAUUUGGCUAGACACCAACAUGGGUUCCAAGAUCUAUGAAGAAUUUGAAGUUACUGUACCCGAUUCUAUCACUUCUUGGGUAGCUACUGCUUUUGUGAUCUCUGAGGAUUUAGGUCUUGGACUAACAACUGCUCCAGUGGAGCUACAAGCCUUUCAGCCAUUUUUCAUUUUUUUGAACCUUCCCUACUCUGUGAUCAGAGGUGAAGAAUUUGCUUUGGAAGUAACCAUAUUCAAUUAUUUGAGAGAUGCCACUAAGGUCAAGGUGAUCAUUGAGAAAAGUGAUAAAUUUGAUAUUCUAAUGGCUUCAAAUGAAAUAAAUGCCACAGGGCAUCAGCAGACUGUUCUUGUUCCCAGUGAGGAUGGUGCAACUGUUGUUUUCCCAGUCAGACCAACGCAUCUGGGGGAAAUUCCUAUCACAGUCACAGCUGUUUCACCGGCUGCCUCUGAUGCUGUCACCCAAAGGAUUUUAGUCAAGGCUGAAGGAAUAGAAAAAUUAUAUUCACAAUCCAUCUUAUUGGACUUGACUGACAACAAGCUACAGACUAUGCGGAAAACUUUGAGUUUCUCCUUUCCUCCCAAUACAGUGAGUGGCAGUGAAAGAGUUCAGAUCACUGCAAUUGGAGAUAUUCUUGGUUCUUCCAUCAAUGGCUUAUCCUCAUUGAUUCGGAUGCCUUAUGGCUGUGGUGAACAGAACAUGAUAAAUUUUGCUCCAAAUAUUUAUGUUUUGGAUUACCUGACUAAAAAGAAACAACUGACAGAGAAUUUAAAGGAAAAAGCCCUUUCAUUUAUGAGACAAGGUUACCAGAGAGAACUUCUCUAUCAACGGGAAGAUGGCUCUUUCAGUGCUUUUGGGAAUGAUGACCCAUCUGGGAGCACUUGGUUGUCAGCCUUUGUUUUAAGAUGUUUCAUUGAAGCUGAUCCUUACAUAGAUAUUGAUCAGAAUGUGUUACACAGAACAUACACAUGGCUCAAAAACCAUCAAAAAUCCAAUGGUGAAUUUUGGGAGCCAGGAAGAGUGAUCCAUACUGAACUUCAAGGUGGCAAUAAAAGUCCUGUAACACUUACAGCUUAUAUUGUAACUUCUCUUCUGAGAUAUAAAAAGUAUCAGCCUUAUCUUGAGAUGCAAGAGUCUGUCAACUUUUUGGAAUCUGAAUUCAGUAGAGGAAUCUCAGACAAUUACACCCUCGCUCUUGUAACCUAUGCGCUGUCAUUCGUGGGGAGCCCCAAAGCCAAAGAAGCUCUGAACAUGCUGACUGAGCGAGCAGAACAAGAAGGAGGCAUGCAAUUCUGGGUAUCGUCAGUAUCCAGACUUUCUGAAUCCUGGCAGCCAAGUUCCCUGGAUAUCGAAGUUGCAGCCUAUGCAUUGCUCUCUCAUUUCCUGCAGCAGCAGUUUGCUGAGGGCAUCCGGAUUAUGAGGUGGCUAAGCAGGCAAAGAAACAGCUUGGGAGGUUUUGUAUCUACCCAGGACACUGUUGUGGCCUUGAAGGCCCUGUCUGAAUUUGCAGCCCUAAUGAACACAGAGAGGACAAAUAUCCAAAUAACUGUGACAGGGUCCGGUUCACCAAGUCCUGUAAAGUUUCUGAUCGACACACAGAACCGCUUUGUCCUCCAGACGGCAGAGCUUGCUGCAGCAGAGCCAACUGAAGUUAAUAUUUCUGCAAGUGGUUUCGGAUUUGCUAUUUGUCAGCUAAAUGUUAUUUAUAAUGUGAAAAAUUCAGAGUCUUCUAGGAGACGAAGAUCUAUCCAAAAUCAAGAGGCCUUUGAUUUAGAUGUUGCUGUAAAAGAUAAUAAAGAUGAUAUCAAUCACUUGAGUUUGAAUGUGUGUACAAGGUUUUUGGGCCCAGAGAGAAGCGGCAUGGCCCUCAUGGAAGUUAACCUCCUCAGCGGCUUUACUGUGCCCUCGGAUGCAAUUCCCCUGGGUACGACGGUGAAGAAAGUGGAGCAUGACCGUGGGAAACUCAGCCUGUACUUAGAUUCUGUAAAUGAAACCCAGUUUUGUGUUGAUAUUCCUGCUGUGAGAAACUUUAAAGUUUUGAAUACACAAGAUGCUUCUGUGUCCAUAGUGGAUUACUAUGAACCAAGGAGACAAGCAGUGAGAAGUUACAACUCUGAAGCUCAGCUGUCCUCUUGUGACCUCUGUGGAGACUCCCAUGGCUGCAGUCGUUGCGAGAAUAGAGCGUCCGGCUCCCUUCGUCACUCUUCAGUCAUUUUUGUUUUCUGUUUCAUGCUUCUGUUCUCUUUGCAACAUUGGCUGUGA
Molecule: messenger RNA, 4542 nt
Organism: Pteronotus mesoamericanus
Lineage: Eukaryota; Metazoa; Chordata; Mammalia; Chiroptera; Mormoopidae
Gene: CD109
Product: CD109 molecule
Exons: 34
Coding region: 205-4542 (1445 amino acids)
Cellular component (GO): extracellular region
Molecular function (GO): endopeptidase inhibitor activity
Source: RefSeq, a predicted model, not a curated record